CAGUAAAACUGCCUCUUUAUUGUUUCUGCCUGCUCCCAAGUCUGCGGGUUGCUCUGCCUCGCGUUUAUCACGCGCGUUAUUGCGGAGACCUGGACUAUCCGCCCCCUUGCCCGUGUGACCGAGCCAUGGCGCCCGCGGAGCUGCUCCGGCUCCGGCUCCUGCUCCUGCUCCUGCUCCUGCUCCCGCUCCGGCUCAGCCUGGCCGCCGCCUCCCGCCCCGGGCUGGUGUUGAUCCUGGCCGAUGACCUGGGAUACGGAGACCUGGGCUGCUUCGGACAUCCGAGCUCCCUCACCCCAAAUCUGGACCGACUGGCAGCCUCGGGCCGAAGGUUCAGCGAUUUCUACAGCGCGGCCAGCGUCUGCAGCCCGUCUCGGGCAGCCUUGCUCACAGGCCGUUACCCUACGCGAUCAGGAAUUUUCCCAGGCGUCUUCUACCCUGGGUCAAAGGGGGGACUGCCACUAAAUGAAACUACAAUUGCUGAGUUGUUGAAGCAGCAAGGAUAUGUCACUGCCAUGGUGGGGAAAUGGCAUUUGGGCUAUGGAUUAAAUGGGACUUACUUACCCAUCCACCAUGGUUUUGAAGAAUUCCUGGGUGUUCCAUACUCCCACGAUCAGGGUCCCUGCCAGAAUUUGACCUGUUUCCCACCGGACACCAAGUGUUUUGGAAAGUGUGAUCAAGGAGUGGUCCUCUUGCCCCUAAUCAGGAAUAACACAGUGAUUGAGCAGCCGAUCAGCUUUCCUGAGCUCACUCCACAGUAUGAUCACUUUGCAAGAGACUUCAUUCUAAGAGCAGCACAACAACAAAAACCAUUCUUCCUUUAUUACGCAUCACAUCAUACCCAUUAUCCACAGUUUGCAAGUGCAGAUUUUACAAGAAGGUCGAUGAGGGGCCCUCUGGGAGACGCACUGAUGGAAUUUGAUGGUUCAGUGGGGCAGAUACUGAAGGCUUUACGUGAUGCUGGAGUGGAGAAUAACACGUUAAUCUUCUUCACCAGUGAUAAUGGACCAGAACUGAAGCGACGAUCGCGUGGUGGAAAUGCUGGGCUGCUGAAGUGUGGCAAAGCCACCACAUAUGAAGGAGGGAUGAGGGAACCGGCAAUUGCCUACUGGCCUGGCCGCAUCGCUCCAGGUGUGACCCACGAACUGGCCAGCACCCUUGAUAUCCUGCCAACAAUUGCCAGCCUCACGGGUGCAAAGCUUCCACGUGUCAAACUUGAUGGAUAUGAUAUGGGGGAUAUCCUCUUCAAUAAUGGGAAGAGCAAGCGGGGCACCAUGUUUUACUAUCCAGUUUCUGCCAACAAGAAGCUGGGUGUGUUCGCAGUACGUAAAGGGCGGUACAAAGCCCACUACUACACUCAAGGUUCUACCCUCAGUGACAGUACCCCUGACCAUGACUGUCACUGGGACUCGCUUCUCGCCUCCCAUGACCCUCCACUGCUCUUUGAUCUGGAAGCUGAUCCUUCUGAGAACUAUCCCCUGAGCAGCUCUGACAUUCCCAAUUACAGCUGGAUAAUCAACCAGAUACACAAGGAAAAGCUGAUGUUUGAACUGGAAAUGGAGUUUGGAGAAAGCCAGACUGAGAAGGGAGUUGACCCAAAUCUUGAACCUUGCAUCAAUGUUGGGUGUAGACCCCGGCCUAGCUGCUGUGUUAAGACUUAGAAUGGAAGAAGGAAAAGAGGGAAGGCACACCUUAAUACCACUAAAUGGAAAAUUGAUGACUAAUCUCAACAUGGGCCUCUUGGACAGGAGGCGAAAGGGUACCAUUGGAAUUCUCCUGACAGCUGGAUUCAAAGAUACAAACUUAAGUAUGCUGAAAGAACUUAAAAUGAAAUGGAAUGGUUUAAAGUGAAAGAAAGGUUCUAGAACGGGGAGGCUGGGUACUCAGGACUUCAAAAAACAUCAGUCUGUUUCAUUAAAUUCUGAUUAAUCACAGUGUCUAAUUUUCUGACUAGGUCUUUGAUGUGCAUUUUCAUUCAGCCAGUCAGUAUAGUGUAAAUUGGUUCUUAUGUCAAAUGAUAUAAUAUUUUCAUUUUACUGAUCUAGCUCAACUUUUUUUCUUAACUCUAAUUUCAGUAUUUUUCUUUGAGUUUUACCCCCAACUAAAUUCUGUGAUCAUUCUCAUCUGUACAGACUAUCACAUCUAUCUGUCGUUCCUAGUCAGUUUCUCUUCUUAUCUGUCUUUUGUUCCUGGUCAGUUUCUAUUCUCAUCUGAUCAGACUAUCACAUCUGUCUGCCGUUCUCUGGUCAGUGUCUAUUCUCAUCGGUCUGACUAUCCCUGGUCAGUUUCUGUUCUCAUCUGAUCAGACUAUCACAUCUGUCUGUCAUUCCCUGGUCAGUUUCCAUUCUCAUCGGUCUGACUAUCCCUGGUCAGUUUCUAUUCUCAUCUGAUCAGACUAUCACAUCUGUCUGCCGUUCUCUGGUCAGUGUCUAUUCUCAUCGGUCUGACUAUCCCUGGUCAGUUUCUGUUCUCAUCUGAUCAGACUAUCACAUCUGUCUGUCAUUCCCUGGUCAGUUUCCAUUCUCAUCGGUCUGACUAUCCCUGGUCAGUUUCUGUUCUCAUCUGAUCAGACUAUCACAUCUGUCUGCCGUUCUCUGGUCAGUGUCUAUUCUCAUCGGUCUGACUAUCACAUCUGUCUGUCAUUCCCUGGUCAGUUUCCAUUUGCCCUCAAACACCAUUGUUAAUAUUGUAGAUGUCACUCACAAAUGUGACAGAAUGAUUGAAGUAAUCCCUUCUGGGUUAAAAUAAGUUCAUAUUUGUCCAUGAAUCAUUUAUUCUGAUUAUUCCUGAAAUAUCUGGCAGAAAUGUUCUUUUGUUUUUAGGCUUAUGAAGACUUGAAAUAGAUCUUGCUUUGCAGAAUUCUCUACUCUUUCACAUCUCAUGCAUAGUAAGGUGGAAAUAAUCUCAUUAAAUAGCAGAUUGCCUUGGAGCCCAUCCAUCACUCACUUAGUUCUGCUUAGCUACUGUAUAUAUAAAUUGAUCAGAGCCUUCUCAUUGCAACCUGCCUUUAAAGAUUCCCUUUGUCCGUGUGAUUCCUCAUGACUUGCUGGAGUUGGAAAUUUGAAUGAAUAUAGGCAUCCGUUAAUCUGGAGAGACCAUGCACGCCUGAGCAGGUUUGUAUGGGAGACCGGCAGUUGCUCAUGCUGCAAGUCUCCCCUCUCAUUAGACCAACGCCUUAACCACUUGGCCACGCGCCAACACGUAUGAAUGGAACAUAUGAAGUGUAUUUACAGUACAACUUGGUGUCCAUGCUGUUGAUUUACUUGAGAUUAAUGCUGAUAAAUCUUGGCCAUAGUAUUGCCAAUAUUAUUAUGAACCUGAGUUCCAUGUGUCCUGUUUUACCCACAUUCCAUUUUUAUUCAAAGUUCAAAGUAAAUUUAUUGUGUGUGUGUGUGUUAUAUGUCACCAUACACAACCCUGAGAUUCAUUUUCUUGUGAGUAUACUGAAUAAAUCCAUAAUAGAAAUAAUAACCAAUAUAGAAUCAAUGAAAGACUAUACCAACCUGGAUGUCAAGUGUGGAAAAGACAACAAACUACAAAUAUAAAAAUAAAUAAUAAUAAAUAAAUAAAUAAAUAUUGAGAACAUGAGUCUAUAACCAUGGCCUAUAUUUUUGUCUCAUAUUUGGCAGUCUUCCUCCCCUCCUCUAAAUCCAAACGUUUGUGUCGGCUAAACAAUACUUUAUACCUCAUCUUGUCUGUUUUUUUUAAACAUCUGCCUGCCCUAAUUGUAAUUAUUUUAGAUGAGAGCUGUCCUGGAUUUGUCUUGGUGGGGAGGAGAGUUGAAAUGGAAACUUACCAUUCUGCUGUCAUCCUUUAACCUCAACUCCCUUUUCCUCCCAUUUCUUUCACACCACCAGAUUUGUUUUGAAAGCCCAAUUUGACUGUCCUUCUUUAAAAGGGCUCAGGCUUCUACUCUUCUUUGUGUUUAAAUGAGAUUUCUAAUUUCACUCCUUAAAAGAACAUGACUUCUCAUGCUUGUUUCCUUCACCAAAGGAAACUCUUUUUCUCCGCAUCUGCAUCGAACUAUUCAAUCACCUGACCCCACUGUUAAUACCUCAGCUGCUUAAACUCAAAGGAAUCCUAAUUAGGAGGUGUGUUGUAUUAGCAUCCGGGAUUUUAACACGGAUUAAUGUUGAAGUUUAGGUAAGUGAUGUUUUCUUGGAGAUCUCUAAAAGGAAGAGUUUGUAAAACUAAUAAGCAGUGGUUCCAUUGUGGUGAUCAGCAAAGCUUUUGUUUUUCUGAGUGGAAAAUUAACUUCACUAAUCAAUCAUUGUGUGAUCUUCUGAAUGCUCGAGAUGUAUAAUUUCAACAUUUAAGAGAAGUUUGGAUCAGUACAUGGAUGGGAAGGGUAUGGAGAUCUGUGGUCCAAGUGUUGAUCAAUGGGACUAGGCACAAUAACAGUUGGGUACGGACUUGGACUAGAUGUUGUGGUGUUCUAUGAUUCUGUGACGGACACUGCUAGGUUGUUGGAUGUGGGCAUCAAGCGACCUUGUAUCUGUCAUUCCCACCAUCCUUUCGAAACCCUGCUGUUGACAGUUUCCAAAGAAAUGUCCUCUUGUAUGAAGUACCAGAGUACUCCCAAGGCCUGUGGAACAGUCAGCAGCUGUGAGAGAGGAAAGGGAGGUCUGACACCAAAUACUGCCUUCAGAAUGGGAGGAAGUGGGCCUUAAAGUGAAAUAAAAUUAAAUAUUUCUCUACUUUUAUGCCUCAGAUGUCAGUCGCUUUUUGUUUUCCACAAAAGUA
Messenger RNA from Hypanus sabinus (Atlantic stingray), 4740 nucleotides. RefSeq names its product arylsulfatase A (gene arsa). Gene Ontology annotation, molecular function: arylsulfatase activity. The transcript has 7 exons. The record is from RefSeq and is a predicted model, not a curated record. The coding region runs from base 126 to 1658 and encodes 510 amino acids. NCBI's taxonomy places the organism in Eukaryota, Metazoa, Chordata, Chondrichthyes, Myliobatiformes, Dasyatidae.